CCUUACUUGUAGUGCCACUGGGGUGAGAGAAAUUGGAGCACUUUUGAUCAUGUGCACUCGAAGAAAAGAAACCGGUUGGAGCAACAACGGUUGAAUGCUUUGGUUUUUGUGAAGUAUAACAUUCAACUUGAGUUGAGGCAAAUUAAGAGACAAGAAAGGGGUGAGACUUAUGAUCCUAUUUAUUUAUCGGAUAUGGAAUCCGAUGAUGAAUGGAUUACCGAGAAAGAAGAUCCAUGUCUACCCGAAGAUCAUUCAUGGAUGGACAUCCAAGAGUGUUUCGAAGAUGAUGAAGGAACAACUAGCAAAAAGAGAAAAAGAGGACCAAGAAAUUUAAAUGCCAUCGAUAGAGGAAAAAGAAAAGUAUUUGAAGAUGAUGAUGAAGUUGAAUUGAUUGAAGGUGGAGAAGAAAAAGAGGAAGAAGAGUUUGAUGAAGUAACUAUGGUAGAUGAUGAUGAAGAGGAUGACUCUGAUAUUGACCUUGGAGAUGAUGAAGAUUGAAAUGAAGAAAUGAAGGCUUUUUGGAAUUUUUAACUUUGUCUAAUCUAACUUUUGUUUUGUAUGGUCUCUUUUUGACACAAGUUACUUUACAAGUAUAGAUUAGAGUUUUGAAAAGUUUAGAACUUGUUAAGUUCUGAACCUUAUUCAUGAUGAAU
Molecule: messenger RNA, 653 nt
Organism: Camellia sinensis
Lineage: Eukaryota; Viridiplantae; Streptophyta; Magnoliopsida; Ericales; Theaceae
Source: RefSeq, a predicted model, not a curated record